GCGUCUCCGCCGCCAGUCGACGCCGACGACGACGGCCACCCAGACACGUCACGAGCACCAACUCUCCUAACUGACGAUAUACCGGCAAACCCGACGCUACAGUGCUCUAUUGCCGCGUUCACACGUUCACCCGACAAAAACGGACACCCUAACAAACCCCCCGAGUGACGUUUGAUCUUACCUGACCGCGCGAGAAAAAGAAAAACGGGAAAAAACGGCGAAUUUUUCCACUGUUUUGUUUUUGCCGCACGCGUUUCCCACCAGACGUGCGUCCGUGCUUGAAUCAUCCGAAGAUGCCGGUUUACGAUAAUACCGUAACGCCGUGCGGUUCGCUAUGAGUGUACCGGAGAUGUUUUCGUAAGGUUUUUCACCCUUAGUUUCGCGUGUGAUCGCGUUGUUUUGUUGUUGUUUGUUUGUUGUUCUUGUGAUAUCUCUCUCUGUAUUAGUAUUAUUUAUCGCUCACUCGGCAACAAUGGAUAUUCUGCCGAGCGUGGACAUCUUCAAGGAGCUGCAGGACAUCCACGACACGGGGUUUUUCACCGCGAAACCCAGCCUGGACGACCACUGGCAACAGACUUGUUAUGAAAUGGAGCGUUACCUCAAGGACGAGCCCAAAAUCCCAUCGUACAAAAAACUACCGGAAAACUCCAUGUGCAGCUGGUACGAAGUGGCAACGCUGCAGGACUUCGGCGACCAUCCGCUGGACACCCUUAGUAGCGCCAGCUCACCCAUGUCAUGGGACGGAUCGCUGAGCUGCGCCGUUCUGGUCAAACAAGAGCCUAUUGAUGAUGAGGAGGAAGAGGAUGAUGAUGCGUAUCACCAGAAUGGAAAUACGUUGCAAUUGAGACUUGUUACGAGGAAUUCGACAACCUUGACGCCACCUUCAAGUCCGGAAUCUGGACCUGGUCAUAGUAAUAGUAGUUCAAGUACGGGUGACCUGGACGUCUGCAACCUGCGCUUGACAGGUAGCCAUACCAGGAACACCAUAGUUAGGGUACGGGCCUCUGGACUGACCAGAUUUGUUUCCAUGGUACCGAGAGGCUCGGGUACCGCUACCAAUUCCACAACUGCAUCCGCGAAAUCUAGGUUAGAUCAUUCCCCCGAUUCCAAAAGAAAAAUACACAAGUGCCAAUUCUUGGACUGCAAAAAGGUCUACACGAAAAGUUCUCACCUGAAGGCUCACCAAAGGACUCAUACGGGUGAAAAGCCGUACAACUGCUCGUGGGAAGGCUGCGAAUGGCGCUUCGCCCGGAGCGACGAACUGACCAGACACUACCGCAAGCAUACCGGCGCCAAACCGUUCAAGUGCCGCCACUGCGAGCGCUGCUUCAGCCGGUCCGACCACCUGGCGCUACACAUGAAGCGCCACGCCUCGGGGUGACCGUGUUAAAGGCGGCCACUUAAAGGGCGACCCCGUCACCCGCCGUGACCGAUCACCGUAAUACCAAAGACGCCGCCAAAACUUGGGAGAGAGAGGCAAAAAACGAGUAAGGCUUUUUUAACAUAAAAGGGCGACCGUGCUAAAAAAAGGGCGGCUAUGUUAAAUUUUAGAAAAAAGGGCGACUUUGUCAAAAUUAAAGGGCGGCUGUGUUAAAAUUAUGAUAUUUUUCGAUAUUACAUUUACCCGAAGGAAAAAAAUGCGGUUUUGUUGAAAAAAAAAGGAGAAUAGAGAUUGUAUGCCGCUCCCAAGUGCCAAAAACGAUCGGAAGAUGUGAGUCGGUCGCGGUAUGACGGGCGACCCAGUUAAGAGGCGGUCUUCUAUAGGUCAGGGUGGUUAUUUCGACCCCCUCCACUGCCAGUUACCGCUAAUAUAAUGUAAAUAUACAGAGUAAGAUAGAAAAUACAUGUCACGAGAUACGGGGCGGGCUUCCGAGACAAAGUAUUAACUUUUGUACACGUUUUUUCCGUUUUUAGGACUAGUUCUAAGGACACCGGUCUUUCUGGCCCGACCCGUAUACCGACUAAUAUAAUUUUUCUUCGUUGGUUCUUUUAGUUAUUUGACAGAUUAAUUUAAUUUUAAUUAAAAAAAACGUAGGUAAGGAGGUUAAGUAACGUUAGGAAAAUAUUGUAGAAGAGCUAGGGGAAUAUAACAGAACAUUUUUUUACUAUCUUUUGGAAAAGUGUUUUUGUUCAUACUCUAGCUCCUGAAAUAAUGUUCAAACCUGUGAUUAUAGCGUGGAAGCAGUACAGAGAGCUAUACAUCUUCAUAGAAAGGUAUAUAGGUAGUUCUCAGCUGUUGACACACAUCGUUUAGAUGCUGCGAAAAAACACGCAAAAAAACAUAUACAGGGCGUUUUACGAUAAGUAAUUUUUCGUGUUUUUUUCCUUAAUUUCGUAUACCGGGUGGAAAAAACUAAGAAAUCGAUUGAUAUUUAAAGUAAUAUACGGGGUUUUGAGACUGGUUUUUGUUAUAGUAACAUAUCCAAAUUAAAUUAAAAAAGAGGUUUUUUGCCUUUCGAAGUUCUCCAACCGGUAUAUCACACGUUAUGGUAUAAUGUAAAGAUCGCCAUAUUUGAUUUUUCGUAUAAACUACUAGGAAAUGGAUGAAAGUUAUUGAGAUAUAGUGCUAGAUAGAAUGAUUUUUUUAUUUUUUAUUAUGAAAUGUCUCAACACGCUGCUUCUUAUAGCUAACUAACAUUGCUUUUGUUGCUUUUCGUCGUUUUUUUUUUUAUUUUUCGAAGAAAUUUCUUCUACAUAUCCACUACAGAUGAAGAAAAUUAAUUUGUGCAAUAUACAGUGCGUAUUCGAAAAGUAAUAGAACCUAAACAGGGCAUAAAUUCAUAUUUGGGUGGUAUUAACAUUGAUCUAUUUAGUGGAUCACACAUAACUAUACAGGGUGAGUUUUAAUUAAGUGCAAAUAUUUUUAGGGAUGGUAUAUUUUGAAAAAAAAACGAUGUUGCAAAUCGUGCAUUUUCUUUUAAAUUUUCCUGUAUAUUUUAGAAAACUUUUUAGAACUGCUGCAAACUUUCCCAUGUUAUAAUUUCUUAAUCUCUGAUAUUACCAUCAUGGUUACGCCACUGAAAGGGAUGCAAAUGCAGAAAAAAAUCCUGUGGCUCUCAAGUUUUUUUUAAAAAUAAAUUAUUUUUUUUAAAUUUUGAAACAUGAAUAACUCGGUUAUUUUGGACUUAUUUGAAAAACGGUAAAGAGAAAAUAUAUUUCUUUUAUCGAGAUCUACCAACUCUGAAAAUACGUGCCCUUAUUUAGAACUCACUCUAAAUAUUUAACAUAUGAAAAAUUACUAAAAAAAGUACAGCAAAAUUUUGAUAUUGUAUUGGUGAUCUGUAAGAAAAUCUAUAAGAAAAAUUAUAUUUGAGAAAUCCACCAUAUUAUUUUGGGCAUUAAAAUUAUUUUAUAUUUUUUCAAAGUACAACGGAUGAUAGUAUCCUUAAAUAUAAUUGAAUUUAGAUAAAUUAAGAAUCUAUAUAGAUUAUAGCAUUAUAUUUAUCAAGAUAUUUAUUGUUUACCAGUUAAAAACUAAUUUAUAUUUUAUUUAGCUAAACAAAAUAUUAAUAAUUAUUAAGGGACUUUUAGCUUAAGCUUAAUAACAUUAAAUAAUUAUAUUAGGUUAGGUAAUAAGUUUUUUGUUGAACAAAAAUAAAAUAGAGAGAGAUAUAUAGAGAUAUUUUAUUGAUUUUGUUAUGUUUUUUGGAUGAGUUUAUAUGAUGAGAUGAGGAUGAGAUAUGUAUAGAUAUGCUUUACGUUGACUGUUAUCGAGAUAUAUCGUGUAGGACUAAAAAAAGUUUGCAAGGAAUUUAAAUAUGGCGAUCUGAACUUAGGAUUUAGCCUGGUUAGUUUUAGGAAUUGGUAGAUUUUAGCAUUCUAGCUAGUACAUUUGUGUCAAAAGUAUUAAAAACUAAUAAAGACUGUGCAUAUAUAGGGCUGGCGAAAAACAGCGCCAUAAUUUCGAUAUUUUUUUUUAAGGAUAAUUUUACCUAACUAAGAUAUCCCUGUUUUUUUUUCUAAAAAAAAAGGAAAAAUAUAGGGGUAUUUUAAUGAAAAGUUCGGCAAAAGUAUUAAGGAAAAUGAACUAAAUAAGUAGAUUUAUUUAAAAGAAAUAAUAGAAACGUAUUCUUUUUAAGAAAGUGACCUUUGAGAGAAUCAAGAAAAUUUCAAAAUGCAACGACUUAGGUAUUGUACAGGUGCAAUUUUUCUAUUAAUACACAACCGAAAAUUCAAACCUUUUUGCAUUUAUAGCCUUUUUUAAUACAUAUACAGGGGUUUUCAGGUGUAACUUGGUCAUUAAAAGUUUUUUUUAAACUAACUUUGGUAAAAAAUUGAUCUUUCGAGUUAGAGUUAUUUCCAAAUCAUGAAAAAAUGGGCGUUUACAUUAAAAAAAACCGACGAAGUAGGGAAAAUCAUUUUCUAAAAUAGAAGAAACAUAAAUGUCUGAAAAAUAUGCAUAAACUACAGGGUUAUUCACCUUAUUGUGAGUGAUGGGAUCAUUAGAGGACUACUAAAGCUAUAAUUUAAAAUUAUUUUCAAAAGAUACAGAGUGUCUUCCAUGGGUAUAUUAAUAAAUGAGGUGCUAAAUUAUUAAAAAAUGCACAUUUUCUACGAAAACUUGAAGAGAUAGGAAAAAAAUAUACCAUGUAUUCCACAAUUUGAUAUACAAUUAAAUUGUGCAUCUGAAUACAGGGUGUUCCAUUUAAAUUAAAAAAGUUAUUGCCGUUUAAAGCUAGUAAUUAUUUAAUAAAAAUUUUUAGCCACUGUGU
This is a messenger RNA of Sitophilus oryzae (rice weevil), 4712 nucleotides long. Its product is annotated as Krueppel-like factor 7. The record is from RefSeq and is a predicted model, not a curated record. The transcript has 6 exons. Gene Ontology annotation, molecular function: DNA-binding transcription factor activity, RNA polymerase II-specific; RNA polymerase II cis-regulatory region sequence-specific DNA binding. Bases 473 to 1381 code for a protein of 302 amino acids. Lineage: Eukaryota; Metazoa; Arthropoda; Insecta; Coleoptera; Curculionidae. Gene Ontology annotation, biological process: regulation of transcription by RNA polymerase II.